Molecule: messenger RNA, 1600 nt
Organism: Mauremys mutica (yellowpond turtle)
Lineage: Eukaryota; Metazoa; Chordata; Testudines; Geoemydidae
Gene: CHMP2B
Product: charged multivesicular body protein 2B
Exons: 6
Coding region: 119-763 (214 amino acids)
Biological process (GO): protein transport; endosome transport via multivesicular body sorting pathway; late endosome to vacuole transport
Cellular component (GO): ESCRT III complex; multivesicular body
Source: RefSeq, a predicted model, not a curated record
GUCUCUGCGUCGGGGCCGCGCCCGCCUCCCGGCGGUCACCGGAGAAGCAGGAAGGACUCGCGGAGCCGGGUGCGGCGCGGGGCUCCGAGUCCGGCUCUCGCUGCCCGCCGCCGCCGCCAUGGCCUCGCUCUUCAAGAAGAAGACGGUGGAUGAUGUAAUAAAGGAACAGAAUCGAGAGUUAAGAGGUACACAGAGGACUAUAACCAGAGAUCGAGCAGCCUUGGAGAAACAGGAAAAACAGCUGGAACUGGAAAUAAAGAAAAUGGCAAAGACUGGUAACAAAGAAGCCUGCAAGGUUCUAGCAAAACAGCUGGUGCAACUGCGAAAACAGAAAACUCGAACCUAUGCUGUUAGUUCAAAAGUCACCUCCAUGUCAACUCAAACGAAAGUGAUGAAUUCCCAGAUGAAGAUGGCAGGAGCUAUGUCAACCACAGCAAAAACAAUGCAAUCUGUUAACAAGAAGAUGGACCCUCAAAAGACAUUACAAACUAUGCAGAAUUUCCAGAAGGAAAACAUGAAGAUGGAAAUGACUGAGGAAAUGAUUAAUGAUACCUUGGAUGAUAUCUUUGAGGGCUCUGAUGAAGAAGAAGAAAGCCAGGAUAUUGUGAACCAAGUGCUUGAUGAAAUUGGAAUUGAAAUCUCAGGAAAGAUGGCCAAAGCACCAUCUGCUGCCAGAGGCUUACCAUCUGCAUCAGCAUCAAAAACUACCACCAUUUCAGAUGAAGAGAUUGAACGGCAGCUCAAAGCUUUGGGAGUAGAUUAGCCUGAUGACAAUAUACAGCCUGCCUUCUAACAAUUAUUCAACUACAGACAGAUGUAAAAUGUACACAUUUUCAAUACAACUAAUGUACUUUGGUUUAAAAGGAGAACGGAAGGCUUCAGAAAUAAGCUGAUUCAUGCCAAAAAAAAAGCUUAUUUCUUGCCAGAGAACCAUUAUCAGUGGCACUGAAUUCCUGAAAUUGUUUGAAAAACUGCUUUAUCAGAUGACAUGAAUAGAUAACUUGCAUGUGGGAUUCUUUUGAACACCAGAUUGAGAUCUAGGAUAAACGAGUACAUCCAUUUACACCAGGUUUAAAUUUGGGUUGUGUUGCAUUCAAUGUUUAUCCCCACAACUUAGUUGCUUGAGCAGCACUGGCGUUUUUUAAUUUGCAAAAUGUUGGCUGGCGAGCAGACUUGGAAAAAUAACAAUUAUAAUAUAAGAUCUUCAUCUGUUUAGCUUUUUUGAAAUUGUCAUCCUAUGAUUGUUGACAGCAUUUCUCUGGAUAAUAUUUGGAGUGUUUAUAAAAUCACUACACAUGGAAAGUUCUUAGAAUAUUUUAUGAUCUUGUCUUUACACUUGCUUUCAGUUUGAAAAGGGAUAACCUUUUUCUUUUGGUGAGAGAGAACCUUGACACUAGUAAGUGUAGGCAAUUAUAGCUUUGUUUUUCCGUUGUCUUUAGUAAAUUUGAGUUGAUUCAUUCUUAGACAAUUUUACUACUUACUGAAGGGUAUGGGUGCAAUCCAGCUCUUAGUGACUUCAGUGGAAGAGGCUUGAACUAAAUAUUUUUAGUGAAUAUUUUGCAUGAAAGGCACUGAAUAAACUGUAUUGUACUGUAACAUA